AACGAGACAAGAUGUCCGUAGCUCUGAGAAUCUUCAAUUUUCCUCCGAUUUUCACCAACGUAGACGUACGAGAGUUCUUAAACUUGUUCGGGCUUCAGACAACUGGUGUUUUCCGAAGAAGAAAUUGCCACGGCGCCUUCGUUAACGUUGCGAACGAAGCUGAAGCACGACUAGUGAUAUCCCGGUUGCAUCAGCUGUUGAUCAAAAGUCAUAGGAUAAAAGUGGAAUAUUACGAGCGUGGAAAAGAAUCGAACGAUGAGGAGAAGAGUUUGGUAACCGAUACUCAAGUGGCUGUGAAAGGAAAAACCUUCAACGAAAUACAAGAAGGACGUCCUACCAUUAACUAUGAAGGAUUUCCACCGCCAUAUCUAUUGUACCGCUAUCCUAAGCAUACACCUUCAAUACUGGCUAACAUAUGUAGCGAGUUGGCCUCAAAUACACCCUUCUAUUACCAAGUUUUACAUUUAAUGAAUAAAAUGAACUUAAAGGCACCAUUUCCAAGACUAGAUCCUGAGAAAGAAGCAUCAACUAGCGGUUCCGUGCCGCUUCCAAAUCAAACAACUUCGGAUGAUGAAUCGGAGCUGGAAUCAGAUGAUGAGACACAUGAAAGGAAAAAGGCUAAAUUAAACCACCUAAAGCCAACAAUGAGAGUACUGAACUACGAUAAACUUCUGCCCCAGUCACAGGAUGUGGACAAACGGCCCACCAAGAAACCCAACAUAGAAAUACACAUUUCUGGGGAAAGCUUAACCACAACCCAAUCUGUAUGCAGUGCAAAGGGUAAAGCUACAAGCGCUGAAGAAGCGGAAAAAACCAACGAAUUGAGUCCACAACAAACCCAACUUAUUUCGUUGGAUGAUAUCCUUAAUAACCGUAUACCCGAGGAACAGCGAAAUGGAUUAAGUGUGUUUCAAAAUUAUACUCCCGGCGAGCCAACAACUAAGCUGUACAUUAAGAACCUAGCAAAAUCGGUUACAGAGCAGGAUUUACAAAAUGUUAUUCGUAUCUUCUUCGAGAAAGACUUGCCAUGCGAAUUCAACGUGAAACUUAUGAAAACAGGGCGUAUGAAAGGUCAAGCGUUCAUAUCGUUUCAUCCGGUGGGCGAAGCCAAAUCUUCCAGCAACGACAUUUUGAAGCAAUGUGUCGCCCGUGUUCUUUCCACUAUCAAUGGUUAUAUUUUAAAAGAUAAACCAAUUGUGGUAUCAUAUGCCAAAAGUACAUAA
Molecule: messenger RNA, 1223 nt
Organism: Anopheles coustani
Lineage: Eukaryota; Metazoa; Arthropoda; Insecta; Diptera; Culicidae
Exons: 1
Coding region: 12-1223 (403 amino acids)
Biological process (GO): mRNA splicing, via spliceosome
Cellular component (GO): U12-type spliceosomal complex
Molecular function (GO): U12 snRNA binding; pre-mRNA intronic binding
Source: RefSeq, a predicted model, not a curated record